CCGAGCCCCAGGGUCACAUCGAAAUUCUUUACCAAAAAAAAUAAAAUAAAAUUAAUUUUUAUUUUUUAUUGGCCCGGUCGGGUCACGUGAGGUGCCCACCAUGGGGUGGUGGAGGGUAUUGCAGGUACUCUUCUGUUUAAUUGCCCAUUUUCAGAGGACGGCUGCAGCAACAGCACGUCGCGAUGUGCUCGCUCUUCGAGCGAUUUGCGAUGCGUUUGGCAAUCCGAUGUCGUUGGUGGACUGGGACGGAGAUGACCCAUGCGGGCAGCAAUGGACCGGCAUUACUUGCGAUGAGUACACGCCACAGAAUGUCGUUGCGUUAUCGUUGGACGGGCUGGAUUUGUUCGGAGUGAUCCCGUCAGUGAUUGGUAACCUGUCCUCUCUUCGGGAGCUAUGGCUCAACGACAACGAACUGAGUGGGCCCAUCCCACCAGAAAUUGGCAGCUUGAUUGAGCUACGCAGCAUAUGGCUGAACGGCAAUAAGUUAACUGGCAUGAUUCCUUUCGAGUUCUCCAAGUUGGUGAAACUACAAAGCCUGCUGUUGCUGUCUAACAAUCUCUCUGGGGAGAUACCAGAAGCUCUUGGGUUGGUGGGAUCAACGCUUACAAUCUUGCAAAUACAAUAUAAUAACUUUUUUGGGCGUAUCCCCAGUGGCUUGCGCAGCGUACCUAACCUUAGGUACGACAAUGAUUUGGUGUGCGGCAAGAGUGGGGAUCCAGCUUGCUCAUUGUACCCGUUGGCUGGGGAUCGUGAUUCUCCUCAAUCAGGGAACGGAGCUACACCACCCUCUUCCUCUCCUUCCUCCAGAACCCCAAAUACCAUCCCUGCAUCAGGCAACUGCGAGAGCUUUUCAACAUCCUCUUCAUCACAUGCUAGUGGCUCUGAGCUCUCCCCAUAUCCCACUUCCAACGCCUCGAACGUUACUCCUCUGUCACAGUCCAGUCACUCAUCUGGUCCUCCACCUUGUCACUCUUCUUCCCCGGACGAGCUACCAUCGCCGCAUGACGUGAAUAUGUCCUCGGCGAUGUCUUCUGCCACUCCUCCAGUGGAUCCGUCGAUAUCAAGUGGCUCGUCUGGUGCUUCCUCCCCAACGGCAUCAAUCUCUCAACCUCUCCCUGUUGCUGUACCCUCAAUGUUUCCAUCCCUCGCAACUCCAUCCCUUGAGUGGAAUUCGUCAGAUGCUUAUGCAUCAGCCUCUCAUCCAGACUACAGUGAGACACCGAUGCUUCUACCACCAUCAAGCUCCUCGCCAUCAAGCGACCCACCAUCGAGCUAUCCGCCACCCUGUGCCAAUGAGGGGUUGUGGACCUGUGGAUGUGUCGGUGGGAUUAUUGGAAAACAGCGAUGCGUGAUUGGAGAGGAGGAUGAAGUUUGCAGCUGCCGCUCUAAGUGCUCCCCUUGCCCGUUGGGAGAAUAUAUCCGUCCAGUUUCUCUCAAUUCUCAGCUGGAGGAUGGGGCAGCACCUUCUAUCUUGCAGGCAUCUUUGCAUGAUGUAACCAGCAGCACCAGUGGAGCAGACCCCUCGAUGGCAAGUCAAACGCCUCCACAAGGGAGCUCUCCUCUACAGACACAGAUCGCCAGUGAUUCAGAUCUAUCUUGUGAAUGUGUUUACCCAAUGCUUGUGCGGCUUCGACUUGUGAACUGGACGUUUGCUAACUAUCUUCCUGACGAUGAGCGAAAGAUUCUUGAGGAGCUUGCUGUGCGAAUUCAACUUGUUCCUGCUCAGGUUGUGGAGACCAUUCCGUAUGGGUUACUGGGAGGAGCGAAAGCAGCGGAGUGGGUGGCAAGGAGCGCAGUGAUUGUAGUUAAAGUCGAAGCUUUCGCAUGGAAGCCAGAAUAUACGGAGGAAAAGAUAGCACAAGUGGUGCCAGGCCCACGCGGGCGUCGGAAGAACAGGGCGCUGCAUGAGGGCAGCGUCAUAGCCGGAAGAGGCUUGGAUGGUCAGUGGGAUAAGGCGGUGGUCAUUGGUGGAAGGGGCGAUGUGGGUGAAGAAGACGAGGGGUUGUCGUUCUCCGAAGAUGAGAUGGCUCGCAUCAAACAACAGCUGGAGGCAGGGAGUGUGAGCGCCGCUAAUGGAUCAGAAGAGGGUUCCACUGCCAAUCCGUACCUUGUGGAGAUGGUACAAGAACCUGUUGGGAGAAAUGCCCCAAGUUUAUCCCAGUGGGCUCCAACAGCCCCUAAGAGGGCCAAGAAGAAAAAUGCUCUGGUGCUUCCGACAUUUGUGCUGCUUAACAUCAUGCUGGCCUCCCUAGUGGCAGGAGUGGGGUAUUGCGUUUAUCGGCAACGAGGGUGGUUUGUGAAGCGGCAAGGAUUUGUCAAUCUUGUUAGUGACAAUGUUUCCAAUGCCGGGAGCUUUCACAGUCUGAAGAGCCAAGGCUCAAAUGGUGAUGACGUCGAAGCUCAAGGGGGCACUAUGAAAACGAGUCGCUCAAAUGCUAUGGCUGAACUUAAACAAAUCCAGGAAGGCAUCAUGGCCAAGGCGUUCCGAUUUCAGGAGCUAUCAGCUGCCACUGGUGGCUUUGACAAGAGCCAUCUGCUUGGGUCCGGAGGAUUUAGCCGUGUUUUCAAAGCAAAACUGAAAGAUGGACAGAUUGUUGCAGUGAAGAUUCUGGAUCACCGUCCUGGCCACCAGGAAGACAAAGAGUUUUUGAUGGAGGUGGAGCUUCUGAGCCGGCUUCAUCAUGUCCACCUUGUGAAGCUGAUCGGGUAUUGUGCUGAACGCAACGAAAGGCUGCUGGUUUAUGAGUUCUUGCCAAAUGGUACUCUGAGAGAGCAUCUAAAUGGAAGCCGUGGUAGGCGGCGGCUUCACUGGGAACCUCGCGUCUGCAUUGCUCUUGGUGCUGCACGUGGUCUUGAAUAUCUUCACGAGGCUGCCCAUCCACGUGUCCUCCAUCGGGAUUUUAAGAGCAAUAACAUUCUGCUGGACACAAAGUGGCGGGCAAAGGUUGCGGACUUUGGGAUGGCAAAGGCAGAUAGAACGGAGAGCGGUCAAACGUCUCCAGCUUUGACUAGAGUACUUGGAACGUUUGGCUACUUUGCUCCAGAGUAUGCGAUGCUUGGACGUGUCAGCACGAAAUCCGAUGUCUUUAGCUUUGGUGUUGUCUUGUUGGAGCUUAUCUCAGGACUUGCGCCAGUCGACAUGAAUCGGCCAAGGGGACAAGAAAGCCUUGUGCUUUGGGCUACUCCUCUUCUCCAGGACCCAAAGCGCGUCUUACACGAACUUGUCGACCCGAAGCUGAAGAACCGAUUCCAUCCUGAGGAUAUGCAGAAGAUGGCACUCUUGGCGUGGGUUUGCCUGCAGCCCGAUCCCGAUGCAAGACCUGCUAUGCCUGAUGUUGUUCAGGUGUUGCAAUCACUCCUUCCCGAGAGGCGCCGAAUUGAUCCUUCAAACUCCUUUGGGAUGUUUGAUCUGAGCUGUGGACAAAGUAUGAGUGCUCAGAUUUCUCAGAGCUUCUCGGUUCCUGGGGGUGAAUAUUCUUACAUGGGAAGGCAUCACCAGCGGUGCCGAAGCUGUUCGCGGAUCCUUCCUGACAGCCAGAAUGUCUCUCCAUCGAGCGCGCUAUCCGAGGAAGUGGAAACACAGAAGUCAGGGAGCAGUGGCGGCGAUCCUAGUUGUGGCAGCCCCAUUUGCGCUGCCCUGAAUGCUGCCAGAAACUCCCUUGCGCCGUCAACGGCACAGCUCAGAGCAUCGCUCUCAGCCCUACCCUCUGCAUCAAACAGUUGUGCCGGUUAUCUGAGUGCUACGUCCACGCUGCGACGAAAUGAGAGCCGUCGAUCUUGGCAUGGACCAAGCAGUGGAGAGCGGGGCUCUGCGGCCGGCCCAAGCCGACUCAAAAGCAGCAGUGAUGCCUCAUCAGGAGAGCGAGCAAGUCAUCAUGGAAGCCCCGACAGCUUGACCGGGCCUGUGUGAGCUACUUGCAGGAUGACUCAAAAGUACAUGGAACAUUGUUCGGGGUACUUUAACAUAAGUGAGGAAAAUGCAUUCCUGGAAUUGCUCUCCAACUCUGCGAUGGCCUGUGGUGCGGGUGCGGACCUGAUACUCGGCAAAAUGACGCUGAAAUGGACAGGUGGAAACUUCCAGAAUGCACAGGAUGGGUCAAUAUCUUCCCUCUGGAUUUGGAGUCAGGGUGAGUAUACCAAGGCACUUGAGAUCACCAUGUUGAAGGAUCUCGGCAAAAUGACGCUGUGAGGGCAUACUCACACUAGGACUUUUUCACUUAUUUAUGGACACAUUGGUGGUCAGAUACGUCCGAGUAAAGCGCGAUUACAGUC
Chara braunii is the source of this 4272-nucleotide messenger RNA. The record is from the annotation of a GenBank genome assembly. Lineage: Eukaryota; Viridiplantae; Streptophyta; Charophyceae; Charales; Characeae.